Messenger RNA from Centropristis striata (black sea bass), 4878 nucleotides. RefSeq names its product sialoadhesin. The transcript has 19 exons. Bases 1861 to 3801 code for a protein of 646 amino acids. The record is from RefSeq and is a predicted model, not a curated record. NCBI's taxonomy places the organism in Eukaryota, Metazoa, Chordata, Actinopteri, Perciformes, Serranidae.
AUUCUAUAUUCAAGGGAGUUGAAAUAGGCCCAGAAGUUUUAUUUACAACCCUGAAAACCACCAGUGACGUUUGUCUGCUCCUUUGCUCCGUCUCAGUUCUACAGACAACCUACAUACAAACACACACACACACAAAACUUAAAGAUUUGACAGCCAGUAGACUAUGGGCAAGACUUGACCACUGAGAUUCAACUAUGAAAAUUCUUGGUCGGGGACAUCUCACGCUGUCUCAAUCAAGAAUCUCGGGUCCACGAGUAGAUGCAUGCUUCCUUCUGCGCAGUAAUACAAUUUGUGGAUGUAGUUUAAUAGAAAGGAAAUUGCUCCUAUAUAAAACAACAAGGUCUGAUUAUCUGUAAUAUCAGGGUAAAGAUUUCUAGAAAGCUGUUGGUUUUCAAAGGGUUUUUUUCCCCACUUUGAGCACCACAAGCCAAGUGCCAUUUAGUUCCAUUAGGUUGGAGAGAAGGCAGACAUCUCUAUGGCAGAUAUCUUUUACACUCAUCAACUCAUACCGAAAAAAUCUAGACUGAUAAAUAGCACUACAGAUAUAUAAUAUAAAUAUGUAUUUUUGAUUCGGGGCUUAACUGUCCUUAAAGGCCACACAUUUGCUUGUUGUUCUUAUGAGAAAAUCAACAAGUCCUGGGGAUCCUUUACUCUAGCAGGAUAUAAAUCAGAUAUACAUCCAUGUUCCCCCCAGCUCCAUCAUCUUUGAUCAGUCGGCUAAUAAGUAAAACGUCAGCGUUCAUUUCCAGAUGUAGAUCAAGAUAUCAUCCCUGAAACCUUUAAGUUGACUCCUCCUUCCCUCCCUGACUUGGAUGCCUGUGAAUGGAGAUUGACUGAAAAGUUAAACUGUACAUCAUCAUUACUCCUGGGUCAGAGCUGGGCUAAGUAGCCAAUUGGCCGAGUCGUGACGCUAAACUGACAUCUAUUGGCCAAGUUGUGGCAGGGUAGGAUGUUAAAGUCAUUUAGACUCAUCAGGCUAAGUGGACACAGUUGACUGAGAGGUCUCGAACCUCCCCACGUCUGGUUGUGGGUAGCUUUCUGUGCCAGCAAUUCUCAAUUAGAGCAGUGGAUGAGAGGACAUCUGGGCUGCUGAGUCUAUGUCUGCCUGACUUAUGUAUGUUAAUGUAUGCCAACAGGCCUGAAUUCAUUUUACAAAUGAACCAUACAUGUUUGUCUUUCUAACAAUCAGUCAAUCAUGAUGGUCAAGUUUGAUCCAAUAUUGUGACAGCUUCAGAGUAGAAUGAAGACUAACACAUUUUGACUAUUGAAUAUUCUUCAUGUCUACCUAGGAUGAAUAUUUGGUUAAAGCUGAAAUCAGCAAUAUUUCUGUAUGAACAAUGGGUCAAAUCUGGGUGAAUACUUGAUUCAGAUUGGCUGCCGGGGGUCCGUUUGUUCCUGUUAAAGGAAACUAUCUCUUUACUGUUGUAAAUGAAUGCACUGGCUGCAUAGCAUCAGCCUGUAAACCUCCAAAAACACCAGUAAUGAAAGUCUGUUAGUGACAUUCAGCUAAAAGAGACAAUUGUGAAAGUGACAUGAUCACAAGGAUGUCACAUUUUCACAAGACAUCACGCCAUUGACCUUUUAAAUAGAGCAGUUUCAGAGGAAGAAGGAGCAAAUAGAAACAGUCGAUAGCUUAAAUGAUAGAAUAUAGGAAGGUGAAGUUACUUCCUCCUCCUCAUCCUCCUCCUUCUGCCCCUACCACUCCUCCUCCCAUCUCCAUCUCCUACCACACCAUGCAACUCUCCUCGCUCUAAAAACUCACCUCCAUCACUGUCCGGGUCGCACACGUUGCUCAAACCCUCUUUUGUCUGACUGACUGAGGUGAAUGAAGAUACUUUAAGGGAGCUCGUGUCAGCGGAGAUGUUGGCAGGUGCGUUAGUUCUGGGCACCAUCCUUACAGCUUUACCAGGUAUCCAGAGCAGGUGGAGCGUGUCAUUUUCCAGGAGGGAGAUCUGUGUGUGGGCAGGAACAACUGUCACUCUGCCCUGCCGUUAUGACUACCCAUCAGGUCACACUGUGAAGCGGGUCAUGUGGUUCCGUGUGUCUGCAGAAGGUCGCAGGGAGUUCGCUCACCACACUGACCCCAACGAGAUCAGCUUGUCAUACCGCGGACGUACCCGCUACAUCGGGGGCAGCUACUCCAGCUGUUCAGUUCAGAUUCGGGUUGUGAAGCUGAGUGAUGCUGGCCAGUACCACUUCCGGUUUGAGACAGACCAACCACUGGGGAGAUGGACCUCCCCGACCACCAUCACACUUGAUGUUACAGACCUCCAGGUCAAUGUGCAUCCAGCGAGACCCUCCAACAUGUUUGGCUUCGGAGAGACUGUGUUUGUCGGCUGCCAGGCCAGAGGAUGUGCUGCUCCAGGAAGAAGCCUUGCACUGUACAGGAGUGGACUAAAUCUGGGUUCUUUUGAGAAAUGGAUGAUUAUCAACCGUUUUGACCAGCAGCAUGUUGGAGCGUACACCUGUCGACCAAUCCCACCACAGAACGUACAGUCCCCAUCCCUCUCACUUGCUCUGGGGCACGAUCCCCGCUCCACCUCCAUAUCAGUGUUCCCAGUUGGGGAGGUAUCAGAAGGAGCGUCGGUCACUCUCACCUGCAGUAGUGAUGCAGCUCCACCUGUAGAGAGCUUUGCAUGGUUCAAAGACAAGGAGAGCGGCAGCAUCCCGGACAGUUUUAGGCCUCAGCUCCGCCUGUCCCACCUCAAAUACACAGACAGAGGAGAGUACUUCUGUGUCGCACGUAACUCACUGGGAACAGACCGCUCCAAACCGCUUCUACUCAAUGUCACCUACUCUCCAAAGAACACACGUGUGCUCGUGAGUCCUCCUGCUGACAUCAGAGAAGGCUCAUAUGUGAACCUGAGCUGUGUCAGUCACGCCUACCCUCCAGCCAGCAGGUAUGCCUGGUAUCGUAUCAUAGGGGACCAGGUGUUGGCUAAAGGAACCUUCCAGAACAUGACGUUCCCCUCAGUGCGUGCUCACCUUGCUGGUCAGUACUACUGUACAGCAUGGAACCGGUUAGGAUACCAAACCUCCCCUGUUGCUACACUCACUAUACUGUACCCUCCAAAGAACACCUCACUUCUGGCUCGUCCCUCCAGUGUGGUGGAUGCUGGCCGACCUUUGACCCUGACCUGCAGCAGUCAGGCCAACCCAGCAGUGGACAACUUCACAUGGCACCGCUUAGCUCUGGACGGGGGCUCUGUACAAUCUUGGGGCAGCAAGUCCGGCCCUGUCUUCACCUUCUCAGAGGUCGGCCCGAGAGAGAGCGGCCAGUAUUACUGUGAGGCGAGGAAUCGAAUUGGAGCCCACAGCUCUCCUGUCCUCACCGUACGAGUCAGAGGUCGUCUUAAGGUCAUUGCCCUGGCGUCAGCAGUAGGGGUGUCUGCUGGACUCAUCACUCUCACAGUGGCCAUUAUGAUCAGUAAGAACAUGCACAGAGUAGACAUGGAGUCAGGGGAAGUAGUAAACAAGCGUCCAUCAGUGACAGCUGACACUGUGUUCUAUGAGUCAGCUCAACAGACCUUUCCAGUGAGAAAGGGCAAGAUGUCCGACAUACCGGAGGAGCCAGAGGACUUGAGUGACAGCGCCCACCCCGCCAUCGUUCCUCUAAAGGAUGCUCCACCAAUUACAGAAGUUGAAACUCACAGCCCAGCCCGCAACUACAUCACUGUCCACUACUCCAAGUUAUCCAGUGUGGACCAGGUGCAGGUCCACAACCUGCCACUGGGGGGUGAUAAGAAGCCGAAAGAUUCCUCCAAGGUUGUUUACACUUUACUGCACCAACCUCGCCACUGACCCAGAGAAAAAAGCCACAUCAGCUGUUCAACACAUCAACCCUCCACAUGUGAACCAAUCACUUUACUCCCAUUCACAGUGUAGGACAGGAAACGACUCUAAGUGAACUCUGAAGAUGCCUUACGCUGUUCUGGUUCAGGCCUGUCGUUCUCCAUAGUUCACCAGACCACAAGGACUGCAUGUGGUCCUGGUGCUGACUGGGAGUCUGGCUGCUAAACUGUGUUGCAUGUUUUUUCUCUUUGUUUCUAUGCAUCUUACUGUGUGCUGCCUGAUGAAGCAAAAACCGCUUCAGAAACAAUUACAAAACAAAAAGUAACAUUCACCCCGUUGGCCACUUUGCUUGCAUCCAUAUCCACAGUACAGGCUUCAUCUGCUGUUGCUCUUUAGUUAAUAGCUGAAGUACAAGUAAAUGUAGAUUUGCAUCCUCUGUCCUCUGAAAUAUGAUAUUCAUUUGUAUUUAAAUAUAUUGGUCUCCAACAAAAAUUAUGCUCAAAGGCAUAUUAGUGGAAGAAACCUGUAGGAAAGGAUUUGUCAUCUAUAAACAACAUGUGAUAUUUGACCCAAAUGUUUCCACACUGUAUUCAAUGUUCUAAAUUGUGAUCAGGCUGAUUUUGAUGCUGAUGCUGCAACAUUUAUUCAGUUAAUAUAGCUUAAUAUUGCUUCCAUUAAAUCACCCUUUUCCAUUUGUAUGUCAGGUUAGCAAAGUCAGCAAAAAUCCUUAAUGACAUGUUGUAGUUUGUUACACUGGAGAAAAAGUAGUUUGAAUGUAUGCUGCUAUUUUUAUAGUUCACAAACUAUGAGAAAGAUUAGAAGGCCACAAUGUAUGAGUUUGGAUUAUUAUUUUUUGUUGUUGUUUUCCUUCGUCAAAAGCAUCAUGCUCGUUUAAAUCAACCAAAAAUUCACCAUGUUAACUUAAUAGCUUCUUUCAUUUCAGUAAAAGUGACUAAAAAUAGUCUGUUUUGGGAUGCUGAAGAUUUAAAAUUCCUGACAGUGAUUAAAGCUUGGUUAUUUAGCAAGCAUUGCUAACAACAAAAAAAUACUGAUAAUGAAACUGAUAAUAAAGAUAUGUUAUCUAAA